CCUGAACUAGCAGUGAAGUGUCGCACUCACGGAUGCCGUUGGGUGUGGGAGAUUUAAAGUGAAAGGCGCCAGACUCCGCGUCGGGGCCCUGGGCCGGCGGUAGCAUGGCGGGGGCUGGCGCCGUGCCUGGGGAGCUCAGCCUCAUGGACAAAGGCAUUGGGAGCUUGUUGGAGAUAACUCUCAGUUCAGAACUUCACACAGUCAACCUACAUUGUAACCAGAUCUCCAAGAUUGAAGGGCUUGGUCAUAUCCGGAGUUUGCAGCAUUUAGACCUGUCAUCUAAUCAAAUACAUCAAAUUGAAGGACUAAGUACCCUGACUAAUCUUCGCACUUUAAAUUUAUCCUGUAAUUUGAUAACAAAAGUAGAGGGACUAGGAAAGCUACAUAAUUUAACUAAAUUGAAUUUGUCAUACAACCGGAUACAUGAUCUUACUGGAUUUUUGGAUCUUCGUGGAGCCAGUCAUAAAAUUAAUCACAUUGAUCUCCACAGCAACUGCAUAAGUAGUAUUAACCAUUUACUCCAGUGUAUGAUGGGACUGCAUUACUUGACCAAUCUUACUUUAGAAAAAAAUGGAAAGAGCAAUGCAGUCUGUGACAUAACAGGUUACAGAGAGAUUAUUCUUCAGACUUUGCCUCAGCUUACAGUCCUAGAUGGAAGGAAUGUAUUUGGUGAACCAAUAAACUUGAUAGAAGAGAAUUCAUCAGAUUUGCAGUGUUUGGAAGGCCUCUUGGAUUGUUUGGCUUCAUCCAGUUCCCCCUGCCAUGAAGAACAGAGUUGUGUUAACUUGCGAGUGAUCACUCCUCAUAUUGAUAAGGUGUUAACUCAGUUUCGACAACGUGCAACACAAAGCACCUUUGAUUCUUCAGAAGCAAUAUCCUCUUCAGAACCAGAAAAGGCUAAAGUAGAUAAUGAGUUACACAGUGAAAUAAGGAUAAAAAAACUAGAGGAUCAAAUUUCACAGCUCUUGCAGAAGGUCUCUAAUUAUUCAAGAACAGGCACUCCUCUGAAAGUUCUCAAAGCAAAGAGAGACACUGAUCUGACUUCUGAGAGUGAGUGUGAAAGCGGAAAAGAAAACAACAGAAAGGUGGCUAAAAGAAGCAAGAUCCCUAAUUAUCGUAAAUCUACUUUGUCUACUAAACAUCAUGCUAAUCAUUUUAAAGGCAAAAUAACAGACAGAGGAGAGGAGCAGAAUUUCUUGAAGUCAAAGUGUCUGCAUUCUCAAAUGAAAGAGAACUCUUCUUGUGUAAAUUCAGCUUCAGAAACACCAGACUUAGAAGUGGUGGGAAAAUCAGCCAAGAAAUUGAUGGGAAGACCAAAGAGUCAAAUAAGAAAAACAGAAGGUGUGAAUUCAAGUACUGCAGAGGAAUCCACUUACAGAGCACUAGUUCAAGAACUGGAUCAGGAGAAAGAGAAGAGAUGGAAAGCUGAACAAGCUGAAAAGAAAUUGAAAGAACAUAUCAAAGAAUUGCAGAAACAGUCAAAAGAAGAAAAGGAUAUUCAGAGUAUGGCUGUGUAUACUACAGAAAGGUUAAAGGAACUGAUUUUGAGAGAGAGAAAUACAAAAACAAGACUGCAAGCUGAUAUCCAGCAACUGAAAAAUGAAACUGAAAGACUUACCAAUGAGUUAAAUCAAGCAAGAAAUAAAGAGGAAGAUCAACAAAAGGCUCUUCAAAUUUUAGAAGAAACAUUAUCCAAGAUGGAGACACACAGAAUACAACAAGAAGCAACAGGGAUGAAGCGGAUUCAAGAGGCAGAAUUAAAAGCUUCAGCAACCGAGAGAGAAGUACAGUUACUUCGCUUAUCUCUUCGACAACAGAAAGAGAAGGUGCAACAUCUACAUGAGCUUCUCAUGUUAAGAGACCAAGAGCACAGGAGAGAACUUGAAACCCGAGUUGCUUUGAAUGGAUCUGAAUUCCAAGAUGCAUUGUCAAAAGAAAUGGCUAAAGAAAAGCAGAGGCAUGAAGAACGUAUUAAAGAAUUUCAAGAGAAAAUAAGUAUGUUAAACCAGCAGUAUAUGGAGCUAGAAAAUGAAUUUCGUGUUGCUUUAACUAUUGAAGCCAAAAGGUUUAAAGAGGUAAAGGAUGGUUUUGAAAAUGUUACUGCUGAGUUAGCAGAACAUAAGUGUGCCCUGUUUCAAUCUCAGCAAAAGGAAAAGCAGUCAGCAGCUCUGAUUCAAGAGCUGACAUCCAUGGUGAAAGAACAGAAAACAAGGAUUGCGGAGGUAGUAAAAUCAAAACAAGAAACAACAGCAAAUCUAAAGAAUCGAAUCCGAACACUUGAAAGUAUGGUUGAGGAGGACAAACAAAAAACUAUUCAAAUUGAACUCCUUAAACAGGAAAAAUCAAAACUUAUUUCUCAACUGACAGCCCAAGAAUCUGUAAUUGAAGGAUUAAAAAUGGAAAGAAAAAUAUGGGGACAAGAAUUGGCGCAACAGGGAGCUUCUCUUGCUCAAGAUCGUGGAAAACUAGAAGCAAAAAUUGAAGUUCUAGCCAAUGAAUGUGAGAUUCUGAAAAAACAAAGUGAACGUGACAAUGAUAUCCUAAGAAUUAAGACCAAGAUAGUGGAAGAUCAAACAGAAACAAUUAAGAAAUCACUCACAAACACAUGUGGUUUACAGGAAAGAGAUGAACAGAUCAGAAAACAGCAUGAAGAAAAUGUUGAAAUCAAAAAGACUUUUCAGGUACAAUUGGAUGAAAAAACUGCGCAGUUGGAAGAGAUAAUGGAAAAAUUAGAAAGGCAAAAUGAAAGAAAAGAGGAAUUAAAACAACUGCUAGAAGAAAAAGAAGCAGAACUGGAAGAUAUUAGGAAAGCAUACAGUACAAUGAAUAAGAAGUGGCAAGAUAAAGGAGAACUUUUAAGCCAUUUGGAGACACAAGUUAAACAAAUGAAAGAAUCCUUUGAUAUUAAGGAAAAGAAGUUGAUUGAAGAGAAAAACAAAAGCCUUCAAACUCAGAAGGUUGCAAUAGAAAAACUUCAUUCAAUGGACGAUGCUUUUAGAAGACAGCUUGAGUCAACGUUAGCAGCUCAUCAGGCAGAAUUACUGCGGCUAGCAAAUGAAAAACAAAGGCAAAUUGAAGCAGCAAAUGAAAAGGUUUACCAUGUUGAAGAAGAAAUGCGUCAGCUUCUGCAAGAAACAGCAAACAGUAAAAAGGUAAUGGAAGAGAAAAUAAGACGACUUACAAGUGCACUGAGUGACAUUCAGCAAGAUCUCUGAAAUGUGUAAUGCAUUAAAUCUGACUGUUGUGCUUCUCUUAAUAAAAGGAGUUGAAGUAAUGUAAAAUAUAUACAUAAACAAAGACAUUGUAUAGAUUGUUUAUAUAGUUUGUCAAACUACUUGCUGUGCUUUUUAGUUUCCUUUAAAACUGAUUCCCAGAGAGGAAUUUUUAUUUGUGUAAUCUUAUUUGAAGAGUUCAAGAAUCAAAGAUGUAUUAAAGAUUUAUAUAGUAUUUUCAUACUGGUGGUGUACACGUCUUAGUAUUUGUGUCAGAGCUGUCUAAGAAAUAGGUCAACCAAAUCAACAAAUGAAAAGCACUGUAUGAGUUAAAAAUUAUUUUUAAGAAAGAGCAGAUGGAGUAAGUAUGAAGUAAGGAUAUGAAAAAGAAUUAGGCUUGUCCUUCGUGUAGUUGGGUUCUUUAAGUUAAGCAAUCAUGAUGCUCAUGUCCUUUUAAUAAAACACAGAUUGCACCCAUAAUCAGUUGAGAGACUUUUUAAUAACACAUAUUGUAUAUGACCGUUUUGCAUAUCUGGAGUUAACACUAACAUUCAGAGAUAGCAUGAGUUAUUACUGUUCUCUCAGAGAAAAGAGAAAUCUUGUUUACCUCAUCAGUUUCUGAAUAUGUUCUGUAAUUUCUCCUAAACAUUACUUUUCAAACCUGAUGCUGGUCCUUGAUGUCUUUCAUACACUAUGCUGUUUGUUUCAAAGGAUGCAUUCUUGUUGCCAUUCCGUGGUCCACACUGAUGGAACAGCUUAUAGCUUAAAGGUCUAAAUAAAGUUCUUAAGAUCAGGAAUUUACAGUUGUAAAUAUGAGCUCAAUU
Pelodiscus sinensis (Chinese soft-shelled turtle) is the source of this 4036-nucleotide messenger RNA. The record is from RefSeq and is a predicted model, not a curated record. NCBI's taxonomy places the organism in Eukaryota, Metazoa, Chordata, Testudines, Trionychidae.